AUGGCGGAGUACAGCACAGCCCAGGUCGCAGGCCGUAGGCCCUCCUUCACUUCCGACCAGCUCGAUCCCGCCAAUGACAAGAUGAAACUGGAUCCCGAGACUCAGCAGCCCAUCGGAAUGGACUCUGGAUCUGAGGGAGGAGAUAUCGGACGACAGAUUGAGUUGGAGGCCGGGAACUCUAUCAAGUACCGCACUUGCAGUUGGCAAAAGACCGCGGCGCUGCUUUUCUCCGAGUACAUCUGUCUUGCGAUCAUGUCAUUUCCCUCCUCGUAUUCCACUCUGGGUCUCGUUCCGGGGUUGAUCUUAACCGUAUUUAUCGCGGCGGUUGUACUGUAUACAUCGCUGAUUGUCUGGAGAUUUUGUUUGCGUCAUCCCAAUGUGCGUGACGUGUGCGACAUUGGUCAGAUCCUCUUCUGGGAUUCGAAAAUCGCCUGGUAUGGGACCGCCAUUAUGUUCUUGCUGAACAAUACUUUCAUUCAGGGUUUGCACUGCUUAGUCGGCGCUGAGUACUUGAACACGGUCACCAAUCACCCCACCUGCUCGAUCGUGUUUGCUCUGGUCACGGCCAUUAUUUCCCUUAUCUUCUCGCUUCCGCGCACGUUUAGCACUCUAUCGAAAGUGGCGACCUUCUCGGCUCUGACUACCUUCAUCUCGGUUCUGCUGGCCAUGAUCUUUUCGGGAAUUGAGGACCAUCCUGCGGGAUACAGCGCUAAGUUGGGUGAACCCAUCAUAACGGCCAUCCCUGUGAAGGGAACGACCUUUGUCGCUGGUGUGAGCGCUUUCCUGAACAUCAGCUAUACCUUCAUUGGCCAGAUCACCCUGCCAAGUUUCAUCGCCGAAAUGAAGGAGCCCAAGGAUUUCUGGAAAUCGGUUACUGCGGUCACGAUCGCCGAAAUCAUCGUGUUCAGUUUGGCGGGAUCCAUUGUCUAUGUCUACACCGGUAACCAGUACAUGACUGCGCCGGCAUUUGGUUCGCUGGGAAAUGACAUCUACAAGAAGGUGUCUUUCUCCUUCAUGGUUCCGACAUUGAUCUUCCUCGGGGUCCUGUAUGCUUCGGUGUCUGCGCGCUUCAUCUUCUUCCGCCUGUUCGAUGGCACUCGUCACAAGGGCAAUCAUACAGUCGUCGGCUGGGCCUCGUGGACCGGUAUCUUGGUUGUCCUGUGGAUUUUGGCCUUUAUCAUCUCUCAGGUCAUCCCAUUCUUUUCCGAUCUGCUCUCCAUCAUGAGUUCGCUCUUCGAUUCCUUCUUCGGUUUCAUUUUCUGGGGCGUUGCGUACCUCCGGAUGAGACGCGAGGACUACGGGCCGGGGUUCUAUAAAACCCGAGGCUUUCGCGGCUGGGCCGGAGCCAUUCUGAACGUCUUCUUGAUUUGCGUGGGGUUCUUCUUCCUGGGACCGGGCACCUAUGCUUCUGUUGAGAGUGUGAUCUUGAACUAUCGGGCCGGAACCGUGGGAAGCCCCUUUUCCUGCGCCAAUAACGGACUUUAA
Aspergillus affinis is the source of this 1485-nucleotide messenger RNA. Its product is annotated as putative neutral amino acid permease. Gene Ontology annotation, biological process: amino acid transmembrane transport. The transcript has 5 exons. The coding region runs from base 1 to 1485 and encodes 494 amino acids. NCBI's taxonomy places the organism in Eukaryota, Fungi, Ascomycota, Eurotiomycetes, Eurotiales, Aspergillaceae. Gene Ontology annotation, molecular function: amino acid transmembrane transporter activity. Gene Ontology annotation, cellular component: vacuolar membrane. The record is from RefSeq and is a predicted model, not a curated record.